AUGUGUGACACAACCGGUGUGGGGCCCGUUGGCUCGGUAGGAGCGGUGGGCUCGGUGGGCUCGGUGGGCUCGGUGGGCUCGGUGGGCCCGGUGGGCCCGGUGGGCGUGCUGGGCAGCGCGUACAACACGCUGGAGGCGGGCGGGGGGUGGGGCGGCGCGUGGGCGUGGGGCGCGGCGGGCGCGGUGCGACCCCCGCCCGGCUUCUCCGCGCCGCCGCGACCGCCGCGCGCCUACGACCCCUUCCAUUCUCUCGCGUCCAUCUGGGCGCCGGGCGCGGCCGACUGGCGCUACGAGCCCGCCGACGCGCCCUCGCCCGCGGCGCCUACAGCGCCCACAGCGCCGACAGCGCCCGCCCCGGCCGAGCCCGAGGAGCGCUAG
Papilio polytes (common Mormon) is the source of this 378-nucleotide messenger RNA. RefSeq names its product collagen alpha-2(I) chain-like. The coding region runs from base 1 to 378 and encodes 125 amino acids. The record is from RefSeq and is a predicted model, not a curated record. The transcript has 2 exons. Lineage: Eukaryota; Metazoa; Arthropoda; Insecta; Lepidoptera; Papilionidae.